AUGUUACGUAGAUAUUUCGGAACAUCAGCCGCUAGGUUCCAGACGAUUGGGAAUAUUAAAGGAAGUCAAUUGAAUGCAACUAAAUACUUACAAAAGGACUAUCAUGUCAUUGAUCACCAGUACGAUUGUCUUGUUGUGGGUGCCGGUGGUGCUGGAUUAAGAGCAGCAUACGGAUUAUCUGAUGCAGGGUUUAAGACUGCUUGUAUUUCAAAGUUAUUUCCAACGAGAUCACACACGGUUGCGGCUCAGGGGGGUAUCAAUGCUGCGUUGGGAAAUAUGCAUAAGGAUGACUGGCAUUGGCACAUGUAUGAUACAGUGAAGGGAUCAGAUUGGUUGGGAGAUCAGGAUGCUAUCCACUACAUGACCAAGGAAGCCCCAGACUCGAUUUACGAAUUAGAAAACUACGGUGUUCCAUUUUCCAGAAACGAAGAAGGCAGAAUCUAUCAAAGAGCGUUCGGUGGACAAUCGAAAGAAUUCGGUAAAGGCGGACAAGCAUACAGAACCUGUGCUGUUGCUGACAGAACUGGACAUGCAUUAUUACACACGUUAUACGGACAAUCUUUGAGAAAUGAUACCCAUUUCUUUAUUGAAUUUUUUGCCAUGGAUUUGAUGAUGGAAGAUGGAAAAUGUGUUGGUGUUAUCGCCUAUAACCAGGAAGACGGUACAAUCCACAGAUUCCAAGCCCAUAAGACUGUUAUUGCUACCGGUGGUUAUGGGAGAACUUAUUUCUCAUGUACUUCUGCACACACGUGUACCGGAGAUGGUUUCGCUAUGGUUUCCAGAGCUGGCUUACCAUUAGAAGAUAUGGAAUUCGUUCAAUUCCACCCAUCUGGUAUCUAUGGUUCUGGUUGUUUGAUUACUGAAGGUGCAAGAGGUGAAGGUGGUUUCUUACUUAAUUCUGAAGGUGAAAGAUUUAUGGAACGUUAUGCCCCUCACGCUAAAGAUUUGGCAUCAAGAGAUGUGGUUUCUCGUGCGAUGACCAUGGAAAUCAAUGAAGGUAGAGGUGUAGGUAAGGAAAAGGAUCACAUCUAUUUGCAAUUGUCCCACUUGCCUCCAUCUGUUUUGAAGGAAAGAUUACCAGGUAUUUCGGAAACUGCGCAUAUUUUCGCCGGGGUCGAUGUCACCAAGGAACCAAUCCCAAUUUUGCCUACUGUUCAUUACAAUAUGGGUGGUAUCCCUACCAAUUACAAGACCGAAGUCUUGAAGAAGGGACCUGAUGGAAAGGAUGAGAUUGUCCCAGGAUUGUUUGCUUGUGGUGAAGCCGCAUGUGCCUCCGUCCACGGUGCAAAUAGAUUGGGAGCAAAUUCGUUAUUAGACUUGGUGGUAUUCGGAAGAGCAGUAGCACAUACCAUCACCGAUCAAUUGACACCAGGUACUCCUUUAAAGCCAUUGGACGAGCACUUGGGUAAGGAAUCGAUUGAAAACUUGCACCACUUGAGGACCGCUGAUGGUGACAAAACCACCGCGUCUAUCAGAGCUGAAAUGCAGAAAACUAUGCAAAGAGGAUGUGCUGUUUUCAGAACUCAAGACUUGUUAGACCAAUGUGUCGAAAAUAUCGACAAAAUUGACAAAACCUUCAAGGACGUUAAGACUACCGACAGAUCGAUGAUCUGGAAUUCGGAUUUGGUCGAAACAUUGGAAUUGCAAAAUUUAUUGACCUGUGCUACACAGACAGCAUAUUCUGCAGCUGCUAGAAAGGAAUCAAGAGGUGCCCAUGCCAGGGAUGAUUAUCCAAACAGAGAUGAUGAAAACUGGCGUAAGCACACGUUAUCCUACCAAACGAACUUUGGUGAUCAGGUUAAAUUGGAUUACAGAGAUGUUGUUAAGACCACAUUGGAUGAAAAUGACUGUAAACCAGUGCCUCCUGCAGUUCGUGUUUACUAA
Molecule: messenger RNA, 1884 nt
Organism: Debaryomyces fabryi
Lineage: Eukaryota; Fungi; Ascomycota; Pichiomycetes; Serinales; Debaryomycetaceae
Product: Succinate dehydrogenase ubiquinone flavoprotein subunit, mitochondrial
Exons: 1
Coding region: 1-1884 (627 amino acids)
Biological process (GO): mitochondrial electron transport, succinate to ubiquinone; tricarboxylic acid cycle
Molecular function (GO): electron transfer activity; succinate dehydrogenase (quinone) activity; flavin adenine dinucleotide binding
Source: RefSeq, a predicted model, not a curated record